Molecule: messenger RNA, 2988 nt
Organism: Lodderomyces beijingensis
Lineage: Eukaryota; Fungi; Ascomycota; Pichiomycetes; Serinales; Debaryomycetaceae
Source: the annotation of a GenBank genome assembly
AUGCUGCUAAGACCUUGCACGAAGGUACGACUGUUUAGCCAAGCCUCGAGAUGUUUGAACAAGCCCAACUAUUCCAAAACGUUGAACCUCCCCAAAACUGAAUUGAGUCCGAAACUACCCCUCGGCGAAGCCAGAGAAAGACUACUUCAAGCCACAAGUGGAGAUCUAUACCAAUGGCAGCUCAGAAAUCGCAACAACAACCUGACGCAAGGUGAUUUCAUAUUCCACGAUGGCCCACCAUACGCCAACGGAGACCUACACAUGGGCCACGCUUUGAACAAGAUCUGCAAGGACAUCAUCAACAGAUUCCAACUCAUGUACAACGGCAAGCGAGUCAUUUAUCAGCCAGGGUGGGAUUGCCAUGGAUUACCGAUUGAGCUCAAAGUCGAGACCCUGUUAAAGAGCCAAAGCAAACUCGAAAAAAGUCCAGUGGAAAUUAGAAAAGCAUGCAAGGAUUGGGCGUUGCAGCAGAUCAACAACCAGAAAAAUCAGUUUCGCCAAUUUGCAAUCAUGACUGAUUUCGAUACACCCUAUAUCACCAUGGACCACGAAUAUGAGAUUGACCAGCUUCGCGUUUUUGUCAAGUUGGUUGAGCUUGGGCUCUUGUCGCAGCAGUUGAAGCCCGUGUGGUGGGGGUGUGAGACGCAGACUGCGCUAGCUGAGGCCGAGUUGGAAUAUAAUGAUAACCACAAAAGUGUCGCUGUGUUUGUCAAGUUCCCCCUCGUCAGCGAUGCGUUCAAAAAUAGGUACGCGCUGGAGAUUGGCAAGAGGAAAUUGCAGUUGUUGAUCUGGACUUCGACUCCCUGGACGAUCCCUGCCAACAAAGCCAUUUGCGUGAAUAAGGACUUGAAAUACACUUUUAUCCACAAUGAGCACGAGCUGUUGAUGGUGGAGACGCACUUGGCCGAUGGUGUUGUAAAACUAGCAACUGGGGAGCAGCAGCAGCAGCUGCAAUAUGUCAAGUCGAAUCUUGAGUUCUUGGGGUCCGAGUUGAUAGAUGAGCAAUAUGUCAACCCUGCAAAUGCAGACAAUGUCAAACAUCCCGUUUUGCACGGCGACCACGUUGUAAGCACCGCUGGUACCGGUCUAGUGCACAAUGCGCCAGCACAUGGCCGCGAUGACUAUCUUGUUGCCAAAGAAAAUAACAUCCCCUUGCAGGAGUCAUUCAUAGACAACCAGGGAAGAUAUGUCGAAGGAAGUGCUCUUCCGCCAGGGUUUGCCAAACUAGCAGGGGAAAAAGUCAAUGAAAUAAAAACAAACAUGCAUUGUGUCGACGUGAUGAAACUGCAUGAUAUGAUCUACCACCUAAAUAAGAGUUUCAAACAUUCAUACCCUUACGAUUGGAGAUCGCAAACACCAGUUAUCCAAAGAGCCACGCCUCAGUGGUUCGUUAAUGUCGAAAAAAUCAAACCUUUUGCGUUGGAAGCGUUGGAAAAUGUGAAAUUUAUGCCUAGCGGCGGAUCAAACCGGUUGAAAUCAUUCAUUGAUAAUAGGAGUGAAUGGUGCAUAUCGCGACAAAGAUGCUGGGGAGUGCCGUUGCCCGUGAUUUACAAUCGCCAAACGAACGAACCGGUGAUGGACCGCAAUGUGCUUGAACAUAUCGUCACCAAGAUUGAAGAGUUUGGCACUGACGAGUGGUUUGUGGCCGAAGAUGACAUCAGUCGGUGGAUCCCGCAGGAGCUCGACGGCGAGCAAUUUUACAAGGGACAAGAUACCAUGGACGUCUGGUUUGACUCGGGAACCUCGUGGACGACGUUGAAGGACAACAUUGCAGAAUGCAACCGCACUCAACAGCCUUUAGCGGACGUCUACCUUGAAGGGAGCGAUCAGCAUCGCGGGUGGUUCCAGUCCUCGUUGUUGAAUAAAGUUAUUUAUUCGGGGGAAGAGGUUGAAGGUGGUCGCCACGUUUUCAAAGCACAGGCUCCUUUCAAGACCGUCAUCACCCAUGGAUUCAUCACUGAUGGCAAGGGACAGAAAAUGUCGAAAUCUAGAGGCAAUGUUUUCACUCCGCAACAAGCAAUGGAAGGUAUCAGGAAACCGCUCACCCCUUAUUUGGGCACCGAUGGGUUGAGGUUGUGGGUUGCAUCGUCUAACUACAAACAAGACGUGAGCUUCAACCCCGAGGUGCUUACUCGUGUCUCUGAAAUGGGCAAGAAAUACCGUCUUACUUUUAAAUACAUCUUGGGCAAUUUGCAUGGGUUUGAUGAACUUGACAAGGUGCCAUACGAUGAGCUUUCUGCAUUGGACAAGUACGUCUUGCACACGUUGUAUACGUUGCAGCAAACAUGCGCUGAGAACUAUGCCGAGUACAAUUUCUCAAGAGUUGUUAGUUCAGUCAACACUCAUGUCAAUUCAGUUUUGAGUGCUUUUUACUUUGAUGUGUGCAAGGACUGUCUUUACACGGACAGCACCACUUCCCGCAGGCGUCGAGCCAUCCAGACUGUCCUCAGUGAGAUUUUGAAAUGUUACAUCUUUGCAUUGGCCCCCAUUCAACCGUUGCUAGUGCAAGAAGUAUGGUCGCAUUUCCGUGAAAACUCAUCACCAUUUACUGAACCAGCAGCAAGUUUCAAAAUGCCCGAUCUGUAUGCAAAUCAGCAUGUAAACGCUCAAUUUGAAAAAUUUUCCCAGUUGAGAGAUUUGGUGUUUAAGGAGAUGGAAAUUUUAAAAGAGAAAGGCGUAUUCAAAAACAAAUUGAGUCUAGAAGUGCAAUUGCGCGUUGAGGACCAAGACACGUCCGAGCUAUAUCAGUUCAUCAAGCAAAAUGAGUCCUAUCUCGACGAUCUUUUCCUCGUUUCCCAGGCUUCAUUGAGUGACAAAACUUUGGAAUCUGACAUUCCCUUAGAUGUAGGAGGAGAAAAAAUCCACUUGUCAAUCUCCCCCUCGCGUAACCACAAGUGUCCUCGAUGCUGGAAGUUUAUCGCGGAGGAAGAAGACGCAUUGUGUAAGAAAUGCGAUGAUGUUGUACAUAAAACAGUAGAUUGUAAAUAG